AUGAUCAAUAAAGCACAGCACGGUUUUCUCCAUGGACGAUCAUGUGUGACACAACUUCUGUCCACUCUACAUCAUAUUGGACAAUUACUAGACAGAAAUAUCCAGACAGACGUUCUUUUUCUAGAUUUUGCUAAGGCCUUCGAUUCUGUUGAUCAUGGUAUCCUAUUGAAGAAACUGAAGGCUUAUGGUAUAUCAGGCAACCUUUACAAUUGGUUCACUGACUAUUUACGUGGACGUACUCAGCGUGUUGUUGUCGAAGGUGUUGCUUCAGAAUGGUCUCCAGUCACCUCAGGUGUCCCACAGGGGAGUAUCUUAGGCCCCAUGCUUUUCCUUCUAUUCAUCAAUUAUCUCCCUGAUGUAAUACCUCCAACAACUUCAACAGGGCUGUAUGCUGACGACACAAAGCUGUAUACGGCAAUAACAUCUCGCCAGGAUUGCGAUAAUCUACAAGAAGCUUUGUCAUAUGUUGACGAUUGGA
This is a messenger RNA of Paramuricea clavata, 478 nucleotides long. NCBI's taxonomy places the organism in Eukaryota, Metazoa, Cnidaria, Anthozoa, Malacalcyonacea, Plexauridae. The record is from the annotation of a GenBank genome assembly.